This is a messenger RNA of Amblyraja radiata (thorny skate), 1173 nucleotides long. RefSeq names its product dynein axonemal assembly factor 10 (gene dnaaf10). Bases 39 to 1115 code for a protein of 358 amino acids. The transcript is spliced from 8 exons. The record is from RefSeq and is a predicted model, not a curated record. Gene Ontology annotation, molecular function: protein binding. NCBI's taxonomy places the organism in Eukaryota, Metazoa, Chordata, Chondrichthyes, Rajiformes, Rajidae.
UGUGGGGAAGGAGGGGGAGGGUAGAGGGGGCCGCCAUCAUGAGCGCGGCGCUGGAGAAGCCGCAGAUCAUCUCGCACAUCCAGAAGUCGCUCAACUACACCCUGUUCGACUGCAAAUGGAUCCCGUGCAGCGCCAAGUUCGUGUGCAUGGGCAACUACGCCAGGGGCACGGGGGUGCUGCAGGUGUACGAGGUGUGCCAGGGCGAAGCCGUGCUGCUGAAGGAGAUUGAGAAAUCAAAACCUAUUAAAUGUGGCACCUUUGGAUCUGCCUCGUUACAGCAACGCUAUCUAGCUACGGGGAACUUUGAUGGAAACAUGAAUAUUUGGAAUCUCGAGGCUCCAGAAUUGCCCGUGUACUCUGUGAAAGCUCACAAGGAAAUCAUCAACUGUAUCGAUGGAGUAGGUGGCCUAGGAAUUGGGGAAGGAGCUCCGGAAGUGGUCACCGGCAGCAGAGAUGGAAUGGUAAAAGUAUGGGACCCCAGACAGAAGGACACUCCCGUGGCAAACAUGCAAUCUGCAGGUGGAGAUAACCAGCGGGAUUGUUGGACUGUGGCCUUUGGCCAUGCCUACAAUCAACAGGAGCGGUGUGUGUGCGCUGGCUACGACAACGGGGACAUCAAGCUGUUUGACCUCAGAACUAUGUCACUCCGGUGGGAAAAAAACAUCAGGAACGGGGUUUGUUGCGUUGAGUUUGACAGGAAAGAUAUCACCAUGAAUAAGCUGGUGGCCACUUCAUUAGAGGGCAAGUUCCACGUGUUUGACAUGAGGACCCAACACCCGACCAAGGGCUUUGCCUCCGUCAGUGAAAAGGCAUCCAAAUCCACCAUCUGGCAGGCCCGCCACUUGCCACAGAACAGAGACAUCUUCAUGACAGCGGGAGGGGCUGGCAACCUGUACCUGUGGAAAUAUGAAUACCCAGCCGAGCGCUCUAAGAUGGACUCUGACAACGUGGACAUGGGAGUGGCUGGCAGUGUCACCUUGCUUCAAAAUGCCACCAUCUCCACCCAGCCCAUAUCAAGCCUGGAUUGGAGCCCGGACAAACUGGGCCUCUGUGUGUGCACUGCAUUUGACCAGACCGUCAGAGUUUUAAUUGCGACUAAACUCAACCGAGUUUAAAGUGACUCUCUGCAGGUGAAACGGGUCCUUUGUGAAAAAUAAAAGACUGCGUGGAAAA